Messenger RNA from Saprolegnia diclina VS20, 1693 nucleotides. RefSeq lists its product as hypothetical. Bases 8 to 1693 code for a protein of 561 amino acids. Lineage: Eukaryota; Oomycota; Saprolegniomycetes; Saprolegniales; Saprolegniaceae. The record is from RefSeq and is a predicted model, not a curated record. The transcript has 2 exons.
CCUCGGGAUGCGCAAGGCGAUCAUGGACGGCCCACUUGCGAUCGGCGUCACGGGGCGACAUCGCGUUGUGUACUUCAACAAGGUCUCGGUCGCCUUUAGCUUUUGCUUCCUUCUUAACCUGGCCGCCAUGCCUCUGAAAGCGUACCUCUCGGAAGCGCUUCCCUGGUCGCCGCGCCCAACGCCCACUGUCGGUGUGCAAGUUGGGCCAAACCAAACCUUUGAGAUGUAUGAAGCCCACGCCCUCGAAUUCUACCGCAACCACUACAACAACAGCACCCUGGACCUCAAGACACUGUACGCCUUCGACCCAGCGCAAGCUCUCGACAUUAUCUGGGUGCCGAUUGCCUUCGUCGACGCAGGCGACUUUUCGUUUGCGGGUCUCCCAGGCUCAACCUUCUACUCGCGCCGCGCCCGCCGCACGGUCAAAGGGUUCAUGACCAGGACCUCCAACUUGUCGAGCGUUGCGGUCAUUGAAGUCGGUACGCUUCUCGGGCAACCGUCGUCUGUCUCGGGCGUCUGGGUCGAGGUGCUGCCGACGACCAACGCAACUUUUCUGUAUUUUGCCGCCCAGCUCAGCCCCGGCUCGACCCAAUGGCUCUACAUCAAAUUUGCAUACCGCAUUGGGCUCACCUGUGUCAUUCUGGAGCGCAUGUGGUCAACCUACUUUCGCCACUAUCGCACGCUAUUGUGGAACCUGCGCGCGCUCGGCGUCCCGAAUGUGACGGACACUACGUUUAUCGAAAUUGUCAUUGGCGACCCGACCGCACUCAUUCUUCAAAACACGCUGGUGUGUGGUCUGUUUGUGAUUGAUUUCUGGUGCAGUAUGGAGAUUGUCGGUCAAAGCUUUGUGCGUCUCUCGCAGCUCCAGAAUCUGGUGACGUUUUCGCUCGCCGCACUCUACCUCUCGCGCACAGUGUGGUUUGCCUACCUGCUCUUGAACCUCACAGGUCGUACCGUGCGCCGCUACCAUCUCGAACGUUUGAUUGCUCAGGUUGACCCCACUACGGUCGCGAUCGCAGUGCUCGUUAGCGUCGGCCCCGUCACGUUUCUGCAGUCCCGAAGUGGGUUUUUUGUGGACGUCUACCAUUUUCUCUUUACAUUCAUUGUUCCAAAUGAUCAUAUCGACGACUACAAGGAAGACUGUCUCGCAGCCAUGCUCUACUCGAUUCUGAUUGGACUCUUGCCCAUCAACUACGGAUUUGGUAAACCAAUCGCGCGGGCGCUGCACGAGCGCGCCCGUGGCAUGCUGCGGCGCCAAGCACGCUCGAUCCGCGUGCGGCCCUUGCGGUCCCAUGCAACGCGACGCGUCACGCGUCAUGCCGACGACUUUGGCAAGUUUGUCUACAACGACUGGAAGCACCGGUGCUUGUACUCAAUUCUGACGGCGCUCAACCCGCAACACGUCUCGGCGCUCUUUAUCGGCGGCUCGAUUUACAAGCUCUUCGAUACGCACCGCGGCUUUCAGCGCAACGCAGCGUUUAGCUUUCGUGGAAGUGACUGCUAUGUGAUUGCGCACUCACCAACGUCCGUGCUGUCCUACCGUCUCAGUCUAAUCGACUGCCUCCACCUCCACCACCCGCAUCUGAAACUCCACAACACGUACAAACGCGCGUUUGGCCAUAUCGAAUUUGCGCCUGAGACCGAGUCGCUUGUGGUGACGCUGGGCCGCGACAAGGCGCGCUGGGUGCAGUGA